CCGGUCUCCCUUCAGCUGCUAGCAAUAAUUGAGUGACACUUCCGUCCUCGGGAGUGCAAAUUGUCAGACCAUAAGUGAUUUAUACUUUGAUUCUUUUUUUUCGACACAAUUCAACGGUUCCCUCGUCUGGGCGUCAAUCUUUCUGGCACGGUCCUGAUUGUCUAGAUUUCAACAAUUCGGUUACGGUUUCAUAAAUUACGAAAUAGUGUAGAAAAAUGCCUCCGAUGGUGGCGAAAGUGGCGCCCGAGGCGAACAAGCAUCUGAGCGAUAUCACGGCUAUUGUGUACUGCCAGGAUCAUAUUUUCACUUCCGGCGGUGAUGGCAAGAUUAAGGUUUGGACCAAAGAUUUAACUCUGAAGAAAGAGAUAGAUGUGCACGAGGCCUGGAUUUACGCCAUGGCGGCUGACUCGCGGGGCCGGAUAUAUACCAGCAGCUGUGAUGGGACGAUUCGUUGUCUGGAAAAUCCUCUGCAGUCAGACGCAGUGAAAGAACUGCUGAAGUGUAGUGAUGAAAUUGAAUCUCUGUUUGUAGAUAGCAGGGAUAAUCUUUAUAGUGGAGACGAUAAGGGGAUUAUCACUAUGUGGGUGGAGCACAGGAUCAAGUUCAAAUUCAACCUAGUAGAGCAGGUGCGAUCGAUGGCCAUCCAGAAUAACUUCAUCUAUUCGAUUCGGGACAAUGAUCUCACUAUAACGGAAUUACUCGAAGGUUCUUCCACCGGUAGGUAUAUAACGAAAGCGAGCAUCCCAGGAAAAUGUCCCGUUGUGUUAUGUGGAACCCGUUCAAACGGGGCCUACAGCAAUGUAGCUAUUGUAACGCGAGAUGGUUUAGGUGUCACGUUUAUCAAAAACAAUAACAAAGAACAAUUUCCAGUGCUGUGGACCAAAGAGAAUGCUCACAACAUGAUCAUCAAUUGCUUGCUGGGAGCGGAUGAGCUGUUGUAUACCGCAGGUUACGAUGACUCCGUGAAACAGUGGACCAGUUUGGAGAAAGAACCAAAAAUCGUCGCUCAAGUGAACGCUGGUAGUGGGUGCAUCAAUGCUAUCUGUCUGGGACCGGAUAAGUCGACCGUCUACGUCGGCGGAAGCGAUGGUAUUUUGAAGGUGGUCAAAUUUUCCUAAUAUCCGAUCUACGCUAGCAGCGACAGCAGAAGGCUGGAGAGCAGCUGGAAGUUUCGUCAAAAAGUGCCAUCAAUCAAAGAUUAACCAAAGGUGGAGAAUUUAGCGUGAAGUUUUUUAAUCACUGGCAAGCUACCUGAUACUUGUCGAUGAAUUUGUUUGUGUUGUUGACUCGAUUGAGAUUAUGAUUGGGAAUAAAAUCAGUUUUUCACCCGGUAUUGUAAGUAGUUGACUCUAGAUGAAUUGAAAGAGUAAUAAAAAUGCCGGAGUUCGCACUUUUA
Messenger RNA from Toxorhynchites rutilus septentrionalis, 1396 nucleotides. RefSeq lists its product as uncharacterized. The transcript has 3 exons. The record is from RefSeq and is a predicted model, not a curated record. The coding region runs from base 216 to 1118 and encodes 300 amino acids. Lineage: Eukaryota; Metazoa; Arthropoda; Insecta; Diptera; Culicidae. Gene Ontology annotation, molecular function: protein binding.